GAGUCUCAGAAGGAAGCAGUUCCCAUCAGGAAGAGCCUCCCAAGGACAGGCUGAGAGAAACAGCGGAAGGCACAGGCCGACAUCAGGAGCUCCUCUACGAGUUGGAGCCUGAACUGCUUCGGGGCGUUCCACUGCACGUGUCGCUGGGAAAGUGUGGCUCUUAUUGGGAAAUUCCUGAUAAUGGGAUGUUGAACGUGAACCCUAGCUUGUACAAGCUGAGUACGCCCGUGGACCAGCUGGACCAUUUCUUGAGCCACGUGAGCGUCAGCGUGGGAGUUGUCUAUAGUGUGCUUGGCUUGCGGGGUGGGAUCCAACUAACACUCUUUGCAGAAUUAGAAUUUGUUCCCAUUUUUUUGCCGGACCUCAGUGAGUGUUUUUGGCAACGGCUCCGGCGCUGCAUCCUGCGCCGUCCCGUCAUGGUCUUUAUGGACAAAUUGUGUAUUGCCCAGCACGACGAACGUUUGAAGGAAGCGGGCAUUUUGGGAAUUGCAGCCUUCUUAAAGUGUUCCAAGCGCUUGACGAUUCUCUGGUCCCCACAAUACUUCGCUCGAUUGUCACCUGGCGGAUUCGAACUUCUUGGGAGGUGGUGUACCUUCGAAGUUGCAACCUUCUUGAACCAGGGACAAACGAAGAAUAUUGAUAUCAUUCCGGUGGGCAUGUCUCUCUUGCUGAUCUUACUGGCUCUGCACAUGAAGUUCCAAGCCAUGAGUAUUCACUGGUCUUUGCACAUUCAGCAAUUUGAGGUAGCAGAGUCCAGAGUUGGAAAUGCACAAAUGAAAGCCUACAGGAUGUUGCCGUUGAUUCUCUACAUCGGUAUUGGCCUCAUGAAGGAGGUGGAUGAAUUGCCGGAGCAGCUCCAAACCUUCCAGGUACGAAAAACCAAAUGUUUCUGUUGCACCAGUGCCUUCCCCGGCAGUUCAGGUAAGCACCAGCAUCCAAAGUCUGGAGCGACUUUGCCCUGUGAUCGCCGCGCGGUCUACAAGCAACUUCGGGAUUGGUAUAGCGAAGCCACUUGGGCUCAGCAGGAUGGGAAAAGCAGCAAAACUGCUGCCCUGGACAGUUUUGAUCAUCACGUUCGCGACGACUUGGCUUCCAGUGUCAUGCGCUCCAUUGGGGGCGGCUGGUACGUGACCUACUCGAUGACACUGAUCUACGCUGCCCUGAUGCCGUUGAACAGUCUAUGGAUCAACGAAGCCUUUGCAGGGCCCAGCGGCGGCGACGUGCAGUUGGAGGGGGAGGAGCAGCUCCGCUGGGUGAUCCGCUGCUCGAUCCGCUUGGCGCAUCAGCCAGUUCUCGCAGUUUUAACGUUGUGGUUGUACAUGGCCAUGUGCAAAGCGGGUGUCAUACUCACCUAUGGUUGUUCCAGAAUGGCAGCAGCCCUGAUUCUCCUCGUUCCACUGCUGAUUGUGGAAUUUCUCUUCAAGAUGCCAGUGGAAUUCUUCAUGCGCAUCACUGACGACACGAGUUUGAUCCCUGUGAUCCCCUUCGCUUUCUCCUUGGCUUUGUCGUUGAUCUUAUGGUGGAUGACUACCUGGUCAGUAGGCGUAGACGCGCGCACGCGGGCAGCCACUAGUGGCAUGCGUGGCGCCAGGGAACGUGGGGAGGUGAAGGAGAAGGAGUUUGCCAAGCAGUUGGAUGCCUAUGGCUGGGACCGUGGUGUGAGCCACAAGAGCAUGGAUUCAGCUGAAAAAGAAAGUGACACUGAAUCUCAAGGAACCCUGCAUAUUUGA
Messenger RNA from Cladocopium goreaui, 1730 nucleotides. The record is from the annotation of a GenBank genome assembly. Lineage: Eukaryota; Dinophyceae; Suessiales; Symbiodiniaceae.